UGUUAAACAAAUUACCAAGAUUGUUCUAAUAGUAUCGGGACAGGGCCGAUAGGCUCAUCAUAUUAUUCGAUGUUACCAUUUUGCCCAACGGCCGGAAAAGAUGUUUGUUUUGUGACACAUUUAUCCAUUCCCGCGCCACCACUACGCCACCGCCGACCAAAAAUGUCCGUCUUCUUCCUCUCUGCUCCGCCGUCCAUCUCUGUCUUAAGCCACCGCUCUACCACCACCACCUCCGUCACCUGCUGCUCCUCUCUUCAGACACUACCGCAACCACUAUCGCAUCCACAACCGUCAUUAUCUUCACCGUUAUCGUCAAAUUCAUUGCUUACAAACUCUAAAACUUCCUCAGGAUGCUCGCUCAACUGUCCUCACUUCGAUUCGUGUUCAGGGUGUACUCACGAGGAUAAUCUCCAUCGUCCGGUUGUAUUACAAGAGGCCACUACCUUCUUUAAGAAGCUCGGUGUCUCCGAUUUCACUUUCGAUACUUGUAGGCUGUGGGGAUGGAGGUGCCGAGCGAAACUCGCCAUUCGCGGGUCAUCAACUGAUCCUCUGAUUGGGCUCUAUGAAGAGGGUACACACAAUGUAGUUGAUAUACCUGAUUGCAAAGCACAUCAUCCAAACAUAAAUGCUGCAGUGGAGCUGCUGAAAAAAGGUAUAAAGAUUCUAAACAUCGAACCUUAUGAUGAAGACGAACGGACUGGUUAUCUGAGAUAUGUUCAGAUGGCUGUCACUACAUACAACACAUCUCUCCCUGCUUCUGAAAGAUAUAGAAGUGGUAGAGUACAAGUUUCUUUAGUUUGGAACGCACGAAGUGAGACGUCGGCAAGUUCAGAAAAGCUAAACAACUUAGCUACGUUCUUGUGGAGAAAUGGGGGCCCAAACAGUGAAGUUCAUUUAAUUCAUUCUGUUUGGGCAAACUUCCAAACAUCAACUAACAAUGUAAUUUUCGGAAAUAGAUGGAGGCAUCUAUUAGGAGAAAGAGAUUUCUGGGAGCAUGUUGGAGGGAUCGAUGUUUAUUUGCCUCCAUCGAGCUUCGGUCAAGCAAAUACAAGGGCCUUUGAUUCGUUGCUUCAAAAACUACAUAAAUAUGUCCCUAUUGGUUCAUCGGUGACUGACUUAUAUGCUGGAGCUGGAGUCAUUGGAUUAUCACUGGCUUCCACAAGGAAAUGCAGGUCAGUUAGAUGCGUUGAGAUUAAUAAAGAAUCUAAGCUUGCUUUUGAGAAGACAAUUGACCGGUUGCCAAGCUCCCUUGACAGCAGCAUUAGCUGGCAUCAUGCUGACACUUCAAUCGAACCACUUUCUUGGCUUGUGGGGUCAGAUAUUCUUGUGGUUGACCCUCCUAGAAAGGGGCUUGACCCGUCUUUGAUUGGUGCUUUACGGGACAUUAAAUCAGCAGAGCGUAAAGCCAUGACACUUGAAAGCCCAACCUUCAAGGCGAAAGAUGAAAAAAGACCUUGGAUAUUACGUGCAAGAGAAGAUUCAGUUCAGAUUCCUAGCAGAACCACACAAGAAGAAAAUCGGUCAUUACCUCAAACACUUAUAUAUAUAAGUUGUGGCUGGGAAAGCUUCAAAGAGAAUUGCACGGCCUUAUUGUCAAGCAAGGCCUGGCAUUUGAGUAAAGCCCAUGGUUUCAAUUUCUUUCCUGGUACCCAGAGCAUUGAAAUUUUGGCUGUAUUUAAGCGAGGACCUGGAGCAAGUGUCAAGAAAAAGAAAUCCGGGAAGAAGAAAAAGAAGAAUAAACUCGAGAAACAAUCCUAAGAUGUAACCUUUUUUGUGUACAACCAGCUAAACAAUGCAAUCUUAAGCGUAAUAAUAGGAAGUAUUUUAUCUUUUUGUGUCGAUA
This is a messenger RNA of Helianthus annuus (common sunflower), 1843 nucleotides long. RefSeq lists its product as uncharacterized. Gene Ontology annotation, molecular function: RNA methyltransferase activity. The record is from RefSeq and is a predicted model, not a curated record. Lineage: Eukaryota; Viridiplantae; Streptophyta; Magnoliopsida; Asterales; Asteraceae. Gene Ontology annotation, biological process: RNA processing. The transcript is spliced from 15 exons. Bases 70 to 1758 code for a protein of 562 amino acids.